Rasamsonia emersonii CBS 393.64 is the source of this 3852-nucleotide messenger RNA. Its product is annotated as NACHT and Ankyrin domain protein. Gene Ontology annotation, molecular function: ATP hydrolysis activity; protein binding. NCBI's taxonomy places the organism in Eukaryota, Fungi, Ascomycota, Eurotiomycetes, Eurotiales, Trichocomaceae. Bases 1 to 3852 code for a protein of 1283 amino acids. The transcript is spliced from 7 exons. The record is from RefSeq and is a predicted model, not a curated record.
AUGAAACAAGAGCGAGUCUGGGGAAAUCAACCCUGGCCGCACAGGGCCACGAGGGGUCAUGAGAACUUCGGCCAUCUGAGGCUCGCACCCUUAUUACAUCCUGCCGCUCUAACUCCAGGCAUAUUUCCUUCUGUCUACAUCUUCAAGAUGGUGGAAACUCCAGAUCUCAGGGAGCGCCUGGCGCGGGCCUCUCAGUUCACUCGUAUUGUGAUGCGUUGCAUUGGCGGUGGACGCGAUUUCCCAGACACAUCCCAGAAGGCCUUGUCCCUGCUAUGCGACCUACUCGACCUCCUUUACCGUGUCCGCGACCAGCUCAGCUGGGCGGAUGAGAAAUGGAUCGUCUACCCGGCACGGCUCGAUGCGUUGAAUGAAUUGCUAGGCCUGUUCGAAUCAACACUGCGGAUGAUCGAAAUCUAUCUUCACCCCGGCGGCGUUGGUGCGCCUGAAUAUCGAAAGAAGCUCCUCGAGCGGAUAGUCAUCCCUCGAUUGGAGCAGUACAAAGUCGUCUUCAUACUCUCUAUGCAACCAGAGUGGGAUUUAAGAGAGAGAACUUCAACAGACCAGGACAUUAGAGGCUGUCUUCGGCGGCACCAUGAAAUUGAAUCCGCAAAUCUGCAAUACAACCUACAAUAUGAGGACGAUAUCCUCGUACAAACGGAUCGACUUGCGUCUGAGAACUUUAUCACUCUUGCAGAUCUGUGCAAUAGGCGACAACGAGGGUCAUGCCGGUGGAUACUAGAGGAUCCAACAUAUAAGCAGUGGCUGCACGGCGCAUUCAGGUCUCUAUACUGCCUCGGUCCUGCGGGCGUUGGGAAAACUUUCCUCUCGUCAGCUGUUGUCGACUCUCUCCAAAGGACCUUUCUAUCUCCAGACGUUGGCGUUGUUUUUGUUUUCUGCCAUAAGGAACGAGAGAAGGAUCAGGGAUCGACAACAAUUCUUCGGAACAUCCUGGCUCAAUUGGUCUAUCGCAGACGGGAACUCUCUUAUUCAACCAGUUCCUUAUACCAUUUUGAGUCGUUGUCGACGGCAAAAGCAUCCUCAAAAGCGUAUCAACACGCAAUUCGCGCGGAAGUCAACCGAUUCUCAAAGGUCUUCUUCGUCAUCGAUGGCCUGGACACAUUCUCCGAUAAAGAACGUCUUUUGAAUCGUCUCCAGAGACUCCCAGACCAUGUCCAACUCUUCAUCACUUUAAGAGAGGUCAAGUCUCGUGAUUCGAUCCAAUACAUUCCCGCUUCUACCCCCGCAGAAGAUAUUCGCCGCUAUGUUCUUGCGCGAAUCCGUCAGGACGCUACUCUUACACAUCUCGUCGAGGAAGAUUCGUCUAGCCUUAGGCUCCAGGAGGAUAUGGUUCGCUACAUAGUCGAGAAAUCUCACGGGCUGUUCUUGCUGGCACAGUUGCACAUCGAUCUACUGGCAAGGUACAACGACAAAAAUCUUGCUCAUAGUGCACUUUCACACCUACCAGAGAGUCUAGAUGAAGCGUACAGCGAGGCGAUGAAACGGGUAGUGAGCCAAAAUCCCCACGCAAGACGAUAUAUUUAUUGGACCGUGUAUGCAUACAGACCGUUGACUGUGGCAGAACUCAAGGCUGCCACCAACGAGGACGCCGAGCCCUCAAAAGCAAACGGGGAUAUCGUUUCCUUUGAGAAGAAGAUCCUCACCGAGACCUGUGGGCUCCUCACAAUUGACGGUGUUACCGGGACUGUGCUCCUUGUCCACAAGACGGCAAAUGAGUUCUUUACUCGGACGGCCGCAGCCAGCGCGUACUUGUCCAGCGCCCAAAAGGAGAUAGCAGAGACUUGUCUCACUCUGAUUUCCGCUGAUGAGGUUGUCGAUGAUUGUUACUCGAAUCGCAGCGAUACCCCACGCAGCUCAACUGGAAGCCUCCUAAACUAUGCGGCCACUUACUGGGGAUAUCAUGCGCGCGAGGCUGCCGAAGACGAGCAGACCAUCCAAGUAUUGAUCACAACUUUUCUCAAUAAACUCUCGUGGAGAAGACCUUCUAGAAACGAGAGUUCAAUGAACUCGUGCGAGAUACCCCAGGAACUCGGCCUCGGCAAAUAUCCAGAUGGCUGGACUCAGCUGCAUAGCCUUGCAUACUUCGGCAUUGUUUGCCGUGCAAAGCGUCUUAUAGAACAAGGCUUCGACGUCAACGCUCACGAAAACUGCCAUGGAAUGACCCCUCUCCAUUGUGCAGCAUACAAGGGCAAUGAGAAAAUGGUAGAGCUGUUGCUGGACCACGGGGCUGACAUGCACGCCCAAAUGGAAAAUGGUGACACCGCAUUACACAUCGCAACCGCGAGAGGCCAGCGCAAGGUCAUGAAACUGCUCCUUGCGCGCAAUUUCGACACAACGAUAACAAAUCGAAAAGGCUUCCCGGUACUUCAGGUCGCUGUGGGAACGGCAGAUGACGAAGCGACAGUUCCCCUGUUGGUCAAAAGCAAGGUCGAUGUAAAUGCAGUGAACCCGUCCUCUGGAGACACCACGCUUCACCUCGCGGUAGAGUAUAAGCGACCACGAAUCUUGCUCUUUCUCCUGAACAAGGGUGCGAAUAUCAACGCAUUCAACAAGCAAGGCUUGACGCCACUUCACCUCGCCGCAAAGUUGAAUAACUGUGAAGCACUCAGCCUGCUUCUUGAACGCGGUGCUCAGGUCGAAGCUCGUGCGCAGUUUGGCAUCACGCCUCUACAUGUAGCCGCCAACUCCGGAAACUGGAUCGCUUUUGAUCUGUUGCUCACUGCAGGCGCAGACAUCAAUGCGUGGGACACAAAGGGGGAGUCGUUGCUCCAUAACGAGGCCAGGAACCCGGCUGGCAUGUUGGUCGCCGCGAAGUUGCUGGACCAUGGCGCCAACAUCGAGGCACGGACAUCUCGAGGCUAUACGGCUCUCCAGUGCGCCGCGAUGGCCGGCAACAAGGCGAUGUUUUUCUUUUUCCUGAGUCGGGGCGCCAACGUGGAAGUGGAGACACCGAGUGGUGAAACUCUGCUGCAUAUCACUCCCCCCAUCGACGACGGCUGUCUGGAGAUCCUGAAAACCCUCCUUGAGAAAGGUCUCGACGUGAAGAGGACCUCGAGUCAGGGCUGGACCCCUCUCCACCAGACUUGUUUCAAGGGCACGGGUUCACCGGACAUCGCGCUUGACAAAACAGGCGAAUACAUUGAUCUUCUUCUAUCUCACGGCGCCGAUAUCAACGCUGUUUCAGACAGCGCAACGGGCGAAACCGCGCUCCAUCUUGCCACGACGGCGGCAAUCUCCCGUCCAUCACUGGUUUCCCUUCUUCUCGCCAGGGGUGCUUCGGUCAAUAUGAAAACACGCGACGGCAAGACAGCACUCCACCUGGCGGCGGAGCGGGGUCGCGAGUCCAUCUUUCGCAUCUUGCUGGAAAGCGGCGCUGACCCGUCAAUUGUGGCGCCGUCGUCCAGCUGUCCUUCUAUAGCCAUCCACACUACUACCGGGAGUAAUGACAAUGACAAUGACGGCAGCAGCAAUGGCGUUGUUAGUGGAGGAGGAGGAAGAGGAAGAGGAGGCGUCACGGCCUUUGACCUCGCUCGAAAAAACCCCCUGGGGAGACUCUGGUUCGACGAGGAGGGCAACCUGCGGCCACCGCCAGCAGGGAAAAGCCGUCCGACGAGUGUCUCAACGAUCAUCGACGACGACUCAAGUUCAGAAGCAGUAAAUGGUGAAGAAGAUGAUGAUGAUGAUGACGGUGCCGCGACAGAUGAGAUUGGAGGAUCGACGCUCGUCGGGGACGAGUCUCAGAUUCAGGGCCGAGCUUCCUGCCAUCAUCUUCAUUCUCCUCCUCAAGUUCUUUCUUCAAUAGCGCCGGUUAUUAAUUCUUCUUUCAUUGCCUAG